This is a messenger RNA of Armigeres subalbatus, 1016 nucleotides long. RefSeq lists its product as uncharacterized. The record is from RefSeq and is a predicted model, not a curated record. NCBI's taxonomy places the organism in Eukaryota, Metazoa, Arthropoda, Insecta, Diptera, Culicidae. The transcript has a single exon. Bases 228 to 1016 code for a protein of 262 amino acids. Gene Ontology annotation, molecular function: nucleic acid binding. Gene Ontology annotation, biological process: DNA integration.
UUCGCGGUACGAGAAAGUUAGUAUUGAAGAGCUUUGUUUGGCCAUCUGUAAAUCGUGAUGUAGGACAUUUCGUUAGAUCAUGUAUUGAAUGUCAACGAUCAAAAAUUCAACGACACACAAUAUCGCCAUUAAAAGAAUUCAAUCUUCCGAACAGUCGCUUCAAACAUGUACAUAUCGAUCUGGUCGGCCCAUUGCCAACAUCUGGCGGAAACAAAUACUUGUUAACGAUGAUCGACCGGUACAGCCGAUGGCCAGAAGCUGUACCAUUACCGGAUAUGCUCGCCGAAACAGUAGCAAAGGCAUUUUGCAAUGUGUGGGUAUCUCGAUUUGGUGUACCAGAGAUUAUAUCCACCGACCAAGGGCGACAGUUCGAAUCGGAGCUGUUUUUGGAAAUGACUCGAGUUUUUGGAACACAUCGCGUACGAACUACUGCUUACCACCCCCAAGCCAACGGAUUGGUAGAAAGAUUCCAUCGGACCCUUAAGGCAGCCAUCAUGUGUGUGGACGCUAAACACUGGUGUGAUAAAUUGCCAUUAAUUUUACUGGGUCUGCGAUCAGCCGUAAGAGAGGAUAUCAACUGUUCAGUCGCAGAGAUGAUUUACGGACAGCCAAUUCGAAUACCGGGAGAAUUCUACGACACCGCUUCCAAGGACAUAGAUCGCACCGAGUUUGUUAAAACGUUGCGGCAGUUGAUUCAACAAGUUGGACCGAUCGGAAAUAGAAACCAUGCUAAACAACACGUGUUCAUACCCAAUGAUUUGAAAACCUGUAAGCAUGUUUUUGUACGAGUCGAUACCGUCAGGCGCGCAUUGCAGCACCCAUAUGAUGGUCCAUUCGAAGUCAUCGAGCGGAAUGAUAAAUCCGUGCUAGUUUUCAUAAAAGGAAAGAAACAGAGGAUCUCGUUGGAUCGUGUCAAGCCUGCAUACAUCUACAACUCGGAAAUGGAGAACGAUUAUGACGAUAACAGGAAAAUUAAAGUUACUCCAGCAGGUCACAGAGUACGAUUCAUGGUGUAA